AUGACAGCUCAAACGCCACCAAGGUCAAGGCCGCUGCACAUCCUCGUCGUCGGAGCGGGCGCCGUCGGCUGCUUUUACGCUUCCAGGCUGCACAAUCCUUCCAACGGCGUCCUGGUAUCGCUCGUGUGCCGGUCCAACUACAAGACGAUCGCAGAAAAGGGUGUCGAGCUAGAGACACACUCGUUUGGCAACUACCACUUUACGCCCCACCGCGUCUUUGCCUCAAUCCAGGAGGCCGCCGACAACAAGCCCGAGUCGGGCACGUGGGACUACGUCGUCGUCACCACAAAGGCGCUGCCGGACGUCACAAACGAUGCGCACGACAUCCGCCCGCUCGUCACGCGCGGCAUCGACGGCAGCUGCAUCGUCCUCAUCCAGAACGGCGUCGGCGUCGAAGAGGUCCACCGCGACACGUUCCCCGACAACCCCAUCGUCAGCGCCGUCACCGUCAUCAGCGCAGAGCAGGGGCGCCACGGCUUUGUCCGUCAGAACAGGUGGACGCGCAUCUCGAUGGGCUGCUUCACCAACGGCACCGGCAAGAAGCUCGGCGAACAGGACCAGGCACUCCUCGACCGCCUCACCCAGGUCGGCGACGCAAAGGUCAAGCAGCUCGUCUCGCUCUUUACCGACGGAGCCAUCAAGGACGCCGAGUUCUACGACGAGGUCGGGCUGCAGCUCGUGCGCUGGCACAAGAUCUGCAUCAACGGCUCCAUGAACCCCUCGGCCGUGCUGAGCGGGGGCACGGGCAACGCCCGGAUGUCGCUCGACCCGGAGCUGCGCCGCCACCUCCACGCCUGCAUGCAAGAGGUGUUCGACGCCGUGCCAAAGGUCCUCGGCCGCCGCUUUCCCGACAAGCUGGCCAGCCCGGAAAAGAUCCUCAAAUCGACCGAGCGCAACACCAAGGGUAAGCCCUCGAUGCUCCUCGACUGGCAGGCAAACCGUCCCAUGGAGCUCGAGGUCAUCCUGGGCAACCCGGUCAAAAUCGCGCGUCGCCACGGCGUCGAGAUGCCGCGGCUGCAGAGCCUCUACGCGCUCCUCAAGAUGGCGCAGGCGCGGCGCGACGAGGACCUCAGAGAAGCAAAGGCCAAGCUCUAG
This is a messenger RNA of Pseudozyma flocculosa PF-1, 1095 nucleotides long. RefSeq lists its product as uncharacterized. Gene Ontology annotation, cellular component: cytoplasm. NCBI's taxonomy places the organism in Eukaryota, Fungi, Basidiomycota, Ustilaginomycetes, Ustilaginales, Ustilaginaceae. The transcript is spliced from 3 exons. Gene Ontology annotation, biological process: pantothenate biosynthetic process. Gene Ontology annotation, molecular function: 2-dehydropantoate 2-reductase activity. The record is from RefSeq and is a predicted model, not a curated record. The coding region runs from base 1 to 1095 and encodes 364 amino acids.